AUGGCUGUUCAAAAUAUUAUUAACCAGGGGCAAUCAUGCUGUAUGGAUAAAAGAAAUAUUGUUGAUAAUUUAAUAACUGUUAGAAACUUGGUGGCAUACUAUAAUAUAAAACAUAAUGAAAAAGCAUCUUUGAUAAACAUAGAUUUUAAGAAAGCCUUUGACAUGAUGUCACAUGAUUAUUUGCUGCAUGUAUUAAGAAAAAUAUCAAUUCCUGACAAAAUAACCAAAGUAAUAAUGAAUCUUAAUAAAAACGCAACCUCACGAUUACAAAUAAAUGGGAAUCUAUCUGAAUAUAUAAAAAUUGAAAGAUCCGUCAGACAGGGAUGUCCUUUGUCAAUGAUUCUAUUUGUUAUUGGUUUAGAUCCUUUACUUGAAGAAUUGGAAAACAAAUUAGAAGGUCAAAAUAUAAUAACUAAAAAUGUUAAGAUACUUGCAUAUGCUGAUGAUGUUACUUUAAUAGUUAAAUCAAAUAGUGAAGAAAUAAAAUCCUUAGAAAUCAUUAAAUCUUAUUGUAAAAGUUCAGGAGCAGAAAUAAAUGAACAAAAAUCCACAUUUCUAUCGCUAGGUAUGAGAUGGGUAAGGGAUUCAGAAAGCAACAUACCAGAAACCCCAAAAAUUAAAUAUUUGGGAAUGAUUAUAUCAAAAAAUUUAGAGGAAAUGAUUAAUGAGAACUGGAAUAAUUAA
Messenger RNA from Ctenocephalides felis (cat flea), 684 nucleotides. RefSeq lists its product as uncharacterized. Bases 1 to 684 code for a protein of 227 amino acids. The record is from RefSeq and is a predicted model, not a curated record. The transcript has a single exon. Lineage: Eukaryota; Metazoa; Arthropoda; Insecta; Siphonaptera; Pulicidae.